Molecule: messenger RNA, 5265 nt
Organism: Aedes aegypti (yellow fever mosquito)
Lineage: Eukaryota; Metazoa; Arthropoda; Insecta; Diptera; Culicidae
Product: calcium-activated chloride channel regulator 2
Exons: 3
Coding region: 866-4537 (1223 amino acids)
Source: RefSeq, a predicted model, not a curated record
UCUGCGGGUUAGUCCGUAGUUGACGUUCGUUGCGUUUGGACGCUUUACGUGGUAUUCUUUUGCUCGAGUCGAGUCGAGGCUCAUAAGUCGUGAGAGAGCUGGUGAAGAAGAGUUUCGUGUUGAGGUCGGUUGUGCGGUUAAGUUCGGUGGCAGACUAGCUCAGCACUUGGAGCCUACCUACACCUGGAUGGGAACGUGAAGAAGACCUCUCCAGUCGGUCGGUGGUGGUGAGGGACGUGUUGAAAAAAACUCUCGUGUAACUUGAGAGCCCCAGUUUCGAGGCGCGGUGUGUACCUUACCGGUCUCCGGUUGGCCGUUGGUUGUUGUUCGGUGUUGAACGCUCUUUGGGGGUUUUUGUAUUGUUUAGUUUGGUUUUUCGGUUGGUUGCGGGUCAGCAGGCAGCAUAACAAGUGACCAUAGUUCUGGCGGAAGGGACGGCUGGAUAAGCAGAAGUGCCAGACUACUUAGCCGCGACAAAGGCGAGGGCAGCAGGUGGAGUACGUGGUUUUUGUGAAGGAAUUCCAUGAACGAAUCGAACGUGUUGAAGCCUUCCGAAGAAAUGUGCCAUACGCAAUCGAAAAGUAAUGCUCCUAUCGUUAAACGACCGAUCGACGUGAAAUUGAUCCUCAGUGACUGUUACUGAUCCGGAAACGCACUGGAAUUUAUCGAGUGAAGUUUGAACAUGACUGCCACUGCAGUAGUGAAGUCCCCGUGACAGUUCUACAAGGCACAUUGCCAAUGAUAAAUAUCUAGAGGAUUAGUGCUCGGCAUCCGAAUUGAAAACAUCGAACACAGAAUACGACUUUUGGAGGUUGUUUUAGUGCAAAUUGACAGGCGGGAAGCACGAUAUACGAAAAUUCACGCGAUGUUGCCAAUAAGCGUAUUCGUCAAAGUGUUGGCGGUGGCAGCGGCUUUACUGGUGGUCCAUGUUGGACACAUUUCGGCGGCCACCGCUACCAGUGCGGUCUAUGUGGAAAAAUCCGCGUACAAAAAUGUCGUCAUCGAGAUAAGGGAUAACGUACCGGUGGAAAAUUGCCAAACCAUCCUGCACAACGUGGAGAUCAUGCUAACAUCGGCUUCGCAAUACCUUUUCUCAGCGCUGGACGGCCGGGUCUACUUCGGUGACAUAACGGUAAUUCUACCGCCCCAUUGGCCCAACUCUUGCAUUCCGUACAACCAAACGAGAACUUCUGCCAGCGGAGAACGUAGUGACGUAACUAUCAAAACCCACUCGAAAACCGAAUCGCCCAUUUGGACAAAGCAAUACGCAGGCUGCGGAGAACCCGGGGAACAAAUCUUCAUCGAGUCGGACAUUCUCGGCAGGGAUACCAUCGGGCGGGAGUUCGUUCGAGAGUGGGCCAAGUACCGAUACGGAGUUUUUGACGAAAUCGGUUUCACCAAAGAUCCCGUUUAUCCACGGUGCUACAUCAAUGACGAUCACGAACUCAAGCUUACCGGAUGUUCCGACGCUCCCGUUCACGAUCGCGGUCUUUGUGGCAAUCCCUCCUCGUACAACAUUACAGACAUCAUAGAUCGCAACGCCCGCUCCAGUAUCAUGUUCGCUGCAGAAUCCCCCAGCGUAACCAUGUUCUGCGAUGAAGGAACCCACAACCGCUACGCCCCCACCAAACAUAACCAACUCUGCGAUCGCCGUAGCACCUUGGACGUCAUUCUUAAACAUCCAGACUUCAUCAUGGAAAACAAGAUCAAUGUAAACCCAUCGGUAAUCAUUAACACCGCCCCCAAAUUUAGCUACAAAACCCGUAAAUCCACGCGCUACGUUAUCAUUAUCGAUGAAACCCUUGACAUGCAGCUGCGUGAAUCCUGGAGCUUCUUGCGGUCAGCCAUCCGAAAAUGGGUCGUCUACGACCUCCCGGCCAAUACCGAAGUCGGAAUGGUUCUCGCCAACGAUACCGCCACAGAAAAGAUGCUCCAAAUUUCCUCCCUCUACAUCCAGGAAAACAAAGACCUUGUAGCCUCCUUCAUACCGUACUCCCCAAGUGACUCCCGUCAGCCCGCCUGUCUCACCUGCGCAGUUACCGAUGCCAUCGACAUGCUCAACGAGCGCACCCGCAUGAACGGCCCCGCCAAUUCCAUCAUCCUGAUAAUCGCCCCUGGCAUGGAGUACUCCAUCGACCACACCGCUCUGUCAAACUCUGCCCGAUCCUCCCAUAUCCGCAUCGCCACCAUCAACUACCCAAAUGUCAUCCGUCGCCAACCACUUGACGCACUCGCUCUCUCCACCGGUGGAACCGCAUACUCCGUCUUCGAAAGCAAGUACAACCUCGAAAAAAGCUACAUCAGCACCUACUUCGAGCUAUCCAACACUCUGUUCAACAUCGGCAAGCAGUACUACGAAGGCAACCGGAAUGACCUCCCGAUCGAAAUCUACCGCAAGGAGCUUGUCGAUUCGGACGACAACGACGCCGCCUCAGCGCACCAUAUGCUGUCGAAGCGGACCAGCCGCACCGCCACCGGAAGCUUCACGUUAGACUCGUUUAUGGGACCUCCGGCGUACUUUUUCGUGUACGUGCACAACACGGAGAACCCGCUGAUCGCGAGCAUGAAGCUGACCAGUCCGAGCGGCAUCGUUUACUCGUCUAGAAGUGACGCUAGAUCGUUGGUUAAGCAACUGAUGGUGUCCGCUACGCUGAACGAAACCGGAAGCUGGACGUACAAGAUUGAUCGCUUCAAUGGUAACCCUCAGUCUCACUACGUUCAGGUUAUUGCCACGCCACGUUCCAAGUACGCUCCGACUAUCCAGGCCAGAUCGUGGAUCAGACAGCGCAGUGGUAGCCCUCCGGUCAUCUACGCUGAAGUGAAGAAAGGUGAUCUACCGAUCAUUGCGGCGCUGGUUGAAGUUACUGUGACGCGUCCGGAUGGAAUCUGUCCGACCGGUAGUGGAAACGAAUGCCGUCAGAAAAUUAGGUUGUUGGACUCGGGUUCGGGAGAUCCGGAUGUUACUCGAAACGAUGGAAUUUAUUCUCGUUAUUUCAAUGCUGAUGACUUUGGGGGCGCGGGAGCUUAUCAAUUUGAAGUCACCAUUACGGAUAAUGAGAACAUGGCUUAUACUAGGUCGGAGAGCGUGUUGAAGGGGGCUCCUCCUCGAUGUUGUGGAAGUGCUAUUAGAACGACUCUCAUGGCAUCCAUGGUAUCAUUCCAAAGAAAGCUUCAACCGAUGACAGUAUUUUUGUCACAGGAUUUGUUGGACUCAAUCGGUCACCGAACCAUGGGAAAAAUCAGUGAUCUUACGGUAGAUGUCGAAGGAAUGAGGGUACGACUGAAUUGGACCACUCCAGAUAUGGGAGGCCGUGGUAUUGCUCGGUAUGAGAUUAAGUAUGCUACUUCGAUUCGAGAUAUCGUUGACUUUUAUGACACAGCAGCAUUUCUAUGGCAUCACGAUACACCAUUGAUAAAUUCGAUUGGUGAGGAGAGCUCUUUUACUAUGAACCUCUCACAUGAACCGCAUCUGAUUGGUCAGGUUCUGUAUUUCUCUGUGAGGGCGCAUGCUCUAGGAGUCAUGGGAGGCUCAGUUUCAAACUACGUUCGUGUAUUCGUACCCAAACCAAAGCGAGCAACUUCACUAUCGCCAUCAACGUCCAUUGGAACCGAAAGUUAUGGAGAAGUUUGGUCAUCCUACGAUGAGAUCCGUGAGGGUCAUAACCGACGUGUGAACAUUCAUCAGCGUAUUGCCGAUACGAUUAGUCUAGAGGUCGAAGUCCUCCUGGCGAUCAUCGCUGGAACUAUAUUCUUGAUCAUCAUCAUUCUUGUUUGCUGCUACUACUACUUUCUCAAAAAACGCAACAUCACUCAAGAGGAUGAUCAGAAGCGACCGAUCAAGCCCUUUUCAACGGAAACCAAGACAUCACUCGGACACAGCGUCUUUGUAACUCCGGGAAACGUAACUUCCUCAUCAUCUAACGCCACUAGUUCAACGUCCGCAUCUCCAGACUAUGUUCAGCAAACCAACGUAUCCACCAACAUUCCAACCAUCUACAACUCUCGUACGCUCCCAAUCGAGCAAAAGCUCAUCGAUGAACUCAAACAGCAACAGCAGAUGGCCGAGACGCAGUCCUACAUCAUCACUCAAGCCGACAACAUGCAAUACAACACAACACUAACCCGAGGUUUCAAGCCAGCUCCGACGAUCACUGACAACCGAACCCUUAGCCCGUUCGAGUCAUGGUCUGCCUCGCAGCUACUCCAAGAACACGAACAGCAUCAACGCCGAAGAAGUCCCAGCUUGCUGGACAACUAUCUGGACAACGAUGUGCAGCAGUUUUAUGCGAGUCAACACGAUCAGAUGUCUUUGCUGAACACGGGAGGAGUUGGUGGUCACACUAUGGGUCACAACCCCCCGGUGCCUCCACCACCGAUAUACUCCACGGCAAAUCCUCCGUAUUUCUACGAACAGCAUCAACAGCCACCACCGCAGCAGCAGCACCAUCACCUGCAACAACAGCAGCAGCAACAAUACGGGGGUCACGACGGGUCGAUGAACCCCAUGACGACCCCGCUCCACGUCACCAUAACGUAAUGCAACCCCCAGGAGCGGCAGAGUAAAUGUGUACCUAAGAUUACGAUGUUAAACCAGAGCGAUGCUUCUUCGCAGCUGAAGUGUGCGAUCGGUCGGUUUCUCGGGAUGCGGCAAAGUGCGACGGAGCAUGAUGCGUGGUGGCUGUGAACUGUCAAGAUGUGAGACGGAGGGAUGUGAGAUGCUUGUAUAGACCAAUUCAAUAAACUGAAGCGGAAUUUUAAUUGCCAGAAAGACUGAUUUCAUGCUAAGGGCAUUUUUACGGAUUAGUUAUGAGAAUUUUGCAUCGUGCCGGAAUUGAUCUCCAAGAAAGAAACAAAAAACGCGUUUUCGCAAGAAUGCGCGCGCUCGUGGCAUCGAUAGAAUUUUAAUUAUGUUUAGCGCAGUUCGUUUAUAACUUACGAGGAACACAGUGUAAAGAAAAAAUGAUGUAUUGCUCAGCUAGCUAAGCAGAAGUCCAUACAGGGCUUUGGAUUUCGGAAUUGAAUGUGUUGUUGCUAGUCCCACAAUCGAAUCAAAGUGUUAAACUGUAAGUUGCUUUGGCUCGGGUCAAUUUUUGUACACCGGAAAAAAGCGCGCGAGCAUGUUGUAUGUAUAUGUAGAAGGGAGCUAGGACGCAAAAUGGCCAGUUCAGAAUCGUUAUAGAUGAAUAACUAGACACGUAAGAUGAUGAUAUAUUGUACAUAGAAAAAUUGUAAUAAAAAUAAAGAUACAAAUGCUAUGAAUCGUAA